GGAAGUGAACAUUUGUGACGUCAUAGCUCUACUGAAACUCAACAUUCGGUUCGCUAUGAUUAUUCAUUCUUGGCCGUGUGAGUGUGAUUGUAAAUAUUCAUCUACAUGUUCUUAGCUCUCGUAUAAGGUGAGGUGUUGUUUUGAGAUCGUUCGUGGAUUUCUCCAUUUUUUGUGGUUUACAUUGCAGUACUAAGGGUUCAGGAUUAUUCCCACCUUUAAAACCAGUGUUGAAAGUUUCCCGAAAUUGUGUAGAUCACACGUUUACGAUCAAUUUGUGGCUGUGCUAUUAGUAGGCCUACUCUAAAUACAAACAACGAGCUCCAUUUUCAUUCUAAUUGAAAUUUGUCUCUUAGCAAUUCAAAUUUUUGAUAAUUUCAUCAGGUUUGAGAGUUAAUUCAACUAAAAUGUACUUUUAUUCGACAAUAAUCACCUCUGAAAAAACGUUUCUUAUCUGUGUGUACCAAAAUUUACGUCUGAUAGUGAAUAAUUUAGUGAAAAGUGUUGCCGAAUUUGCCAUGUCAAACGAUGAACAUGACAUCAUCCACUAAUGUCGAGACGGGCUGUCUGUCUGUGUGUGGAAAGAUAACUGAAUAUGUGUUCUGUUUAACACCUGUUAAAAAUGGCAAGUGUCUAGAAUGUAAACAUGUCAAAAUUCAGGUUGUUGAGAGAGACUAUGCCAGUGCUGAUGAAUUUCACAAAUAUAACCGGAUUUUAUUUGAAGCAGAGGAGAUAAAAAAGGAGCUGAAGGAUGGGGAGCAGGCCGAAGAGGAAGCAGCAUCAUCGGCGCUGCCUAUGCCAAAGGACAGCAACUGCAAUUUCACAGCAGAACGCUAUUUCCUGCCGUUCGAGCUGGCCUGCAAGAGCAAAACAGCCAGGAUAGUUGUGACGGCUCUGGAUUGUCUACAGAAACUGAUUGCUUACGGACACCUGACAGGUAAUGUCCCUGACUCAGAUGCUCCUGGGAAAUUGCUGAUUGAUAGGAUAGUGGCGACCAUCUGCGACUGCUUCAAUGGAACUCAAACUGAUGAAAACGUCCAGCUGCAGAUUAUCAAAGUGAGUAAUUCAUUCAUUCAUUUGAUUGACCAGACAUAUAAUAGUCAGAAACGAAAAUUCACUUGAAAGAUUUCAAAUCGUAAUAGUCUUG
Nilaparvata lugens (brown planthopper) is the source of this 1144-nucleotide messenger RNA. RefSeq names its product brefeldin A-inhibited guanine nucleotide-exchange protein 1-like. The record is from RefSeq and is a predicted model, not a curated record. The coding region runs from base 526 to 1119 and encodes 197 amino acids. The transcript has 3 exons. Lineage: Eukaryota; Metazoa; Arthropoda; Insecta; Hemiptera; Delphacidae.